AUGCUGACCACUGUUCUAUCAGAAACAACCUACCUAGAUUAUGCGGGGACAACACCUUAUGCCAAGUCCACGGUCGAGUCUUUCUCGCGUGAUCUUACAUCUAAUCUGUUUGGAAACCCUCAUUCGAUGUCUGCAGCGUCGCAGCUUUCUACCCAAAGAACAGAGGAUGCCCGGGUCCGCGUAUUGCGAUUCUUCAAUGCGGACCCAGAUGAGUUCGAUCUUGUCUUUGUGGCAAACGCAACUGCUGGGAUUAAGCUAGUCGCAGACUCGCUUCGAGACUCCGACCAUCGAGGAUUUUGGUAUGGCUACCAUAUUGAUUCUCAUACCAGUCUGGUCGGGGUACGAGAGUUAGCCGAGAUGGGCUACCAGUGUUUUCAAAGUGAUGAUGAAAUGGAAGCCGAGAUUUCAAAGUUGGCUGGCAACCAGUCGAAGGCGCCCAGACUACUUGCAUACCCAGCCCAAUCCAAUAUGAACGGCCGGCGUCUGCCUAUUCGAUGGUGCGAGCAGGUCCGAUCCGCAACAAAGGAAAGCGGAGGAAAUGUAUACACCUUGCUUGACGUUGCGUCGCUUGUAUCAACCGCUCCACUUGAUCUAGGUCCGUCCUCCUCUGCUCCAGACUUCACUGUCCUCAGCUUCUACAAAAUCUUUGGAUUUCCCGAUUUGGGUGCUUUGAUUGUCCGCAAAAGUGCUGCACGGGUCUUUGAGCGACGGAAGUAUUUUGGCGGAGGCACCGUCGACAUGGUCCUGGCCACUGGGGUGCAAUGGCAUGCGAAGAAAGAAACUUCCAUCCAUGAGCGGCUAGAGGAUGGAACUCUCCCGUUCCACAAUAUCAUUGCCCUGGACACGGCCUUGGACACGCACGAGCGCUUAUUUGGUUCGAUGGCGAACAUCUCGGCCCACACUGAGUUCCUAGCAAAGCAAGUCUAUGAUAGGCUUUCUUCAUUGGCGCAUUUCAAUGAGAGGAAAGUCUGUCAAAUUUAUCAACCGUACACCUCAACAUACGGUGAUUCGCGUACCCAAGGUCCGAUUAUUGCGUUCAAUCUUUGCAAUAGUCGCGGUGAAUGGGUUCCUAAAACUGAGGUAGAAAAAUUGGCUACGGUGCAAGAUCUGCAGAUACGCACUGGGUCCGUUUGCAAUCCAGGAGGAACUGCCUCAUCACUUGGGUGGACCGGACCUGAGCUUCGCCGGCAUUACUCUGCGGGAUUACGUUGUGGUGAUACCCAUGAUGUUCUGGGAGGGCGACCAACAGGAAUUCUGCGUGUCAGUAUCGGUGCCACGACGAACAUGAAGGAUAUAGACUCCUUGUUAAACUUUGUCGAGGAGUUCUACGUGGAGAAGAGUCCACCUAUAGUGGCCCUUGAUCCUCUGACAGAAGACAAUGAGGUCGUUGCCCCUCAUUUCUAUGUCGAAAGCCUAGCAGUGUUCCCAAUCAAGAGUUGCGGUGCUUUCAAGAUACCCGAGGGAAAGCGUUGGGAAGUGAAGAAAGAGGGACUGGCUUGGGAUAGAGAAUGGUGUUUGAUUCAUCAAGGGACUGGCGCAGCCCUGAAUCAGAAAAGGUAUGUUGUGCCGGAACAAAGUAUACGAAUUUGCUUAACUAACACUGCUAGAUACCCUCGCAUGUGUCUCAUACGACCCUCGAUUGAGAUUGAAAGAGGAGUUCUCCGUAUUACUUGCGGUGCAAUUGCCGCGCCAGAUCAAGUCAGCCUUGAGAUUUCACUUGGCUGGGAGGACACAAGUCUCAUCUCCACAUCCUUCUGUCCAAGCUCGACCAAAAGGCCUACAACAGUCUGCGGUGACCGAAUUUCUCUCCAUGCCUACACGUCCCCAGUGGUCUCGGCAUUCUUCUCGGACUUCCUCGGAGUGCCUUGUACUCUCGCACGAUUCCCUACGCAGACAACUAGCCGGUACUCACAGCUGCAACGGACGCCGAAUACGUGGAAGAACCGUUUCCGCAAGCUAAUCAUGCCAGGCUCAUUCCCACCUGACUUCCCUCCCCCGGUGCGUGAGGGUGGCCAGACACUAAUCACGUUAUCCAACGAGUCGCCGAUUCUAGUGGUUUCACGUUCAUCUGUCAACCGACUGAAUGAGACCAUCAAAGCAAACAGCAAGAAUGGCAGCAGUAAAACUGUCGCUGCAGACGUCUUCCGCGGUAACAUUGUCGUCGCUGAACGACUUGCUCACCGUGGCGAUGUGGAACAACCAUAUGCGGAGGACCGGUGGUCAUCCCUUCGAAUUGGACCAGACCAACUUCGGUUCGAUGCUCUCGAUGCAUGUCAGCGAUGUCAAAUGGUUUGUAUAGACCAGUUCACUGGCAUUCGACGCGCUGAGCCGUUUUCAACGCUUGCCAAGACGCGAAACAUUGAUGGGAAGGUCAAAUUUGGCAAAUAUUCUGCACUUUCUCCGGAGGAGUUAGAGGGCUUUGACUCCGAACUACCUGACCGCAGGACGGUGAUGGUAGGAGAUGUGGUUGUGCCAUCAUAUCAGGAUGAUUGA
Penicillium egyptiacum is the source of this 2493-nucleotide messenger RNA. NCBI's taxonomy places the organism in Eukaryota, Fungi, Ascomycota, Eurotiomycetes, Eurotiales, Aspergillaceae. The record is from the annotation of a GenBank genome assembly.